GGAAAGUGUAGACAGUCUUCCGUAUCACACAGGCAAGGAGAUGUCGCGCCUCUUGCUGCUGCUGCUCGCAGGAUCCUACCUGGUGGUGUUCUGCGUGCCACACGCCAUGGCUCAAGACGACACCGAGCCGACUGCACGAGACGAUAAUGACGAUGAUGAUGACGACGACGAGUACUACUACUUCUACUGCGACACCGUCAGUGAGCCUCUGUCAUUUCGGGCGGGGGAUGGUGGAGAAGAGGAGGAGCCCAAUAUCAGCCAAAUCUUCGCCCUUAGAACGGUCAGCAGCGACGGCUCGUCGCCGGACGGAUCCGAGGGAACAAAUACUGAACACGCGUCACGGAAAGGAGCACCUGCACAUGCCGGCCUAGCCAGGACAGCGGCUCAUGCCAAAGCCAGGGCAGCAGGCAAAGCCAGAACAGGAGACAAGAGUGCCGCCAAAGCUAGGACAGCUACCAAGAAGGCUGGCAGAGCAGCGGCGAAGGCUGCCGGGACACACCACCAGUGACUGCUGUCCCAUCGGUGAACAGUCAAUGGAUGCAGGUCAUCACUGCGAU
Messenger RNA from Schistocerca cancellata (South American locust), 557 nucleotides. RefSeq lists its product as uncharacterized. The transcript is spliced from 2 exons. The coding region runs from base 41 to 508 and encodes 155 amino acids. Lineage: Eukaryota; Metazoa; Arthropoda; Insecta; Orthoptera; Acrididae. The record is from RefSeq and is a predicted model, not a curated record.